Messenger RNA from Loa loa (African eye worm), 1103 nucleotides. RefSeq lists its product as hypothetical. Gene Ontology annotation, molecular function: iron ion binding; fatty acid 2-hydroxylase activity. Gene Ontology annotation, cellular component: membrane; endoplasmic reticulum. The transcript has 6 exons. Lineage: Eukaryota; Metazoa; Nematoda; Chromadorea; Rhabditida; Onchocercidae. The record is from RefSeq and is a predicted model, not a curated record. Bases 1 to 1002 code for a protein of 333 amino acids. Gene Ontology annotation, biological process: fatty acid metabolic process; lipid biosynthetic process.
AUGGUAUUGAAUGAUACUGAGAACGACAACUUGAAAGGAGAAAGGAAUACUACGAAAGUUUGUAAUUUACGCGAGCGCCCAUUAUUAAUACGAGUUAACGGAAUAUUAUACGAUAUAGCGUUAUUUGCAUCGAAACAUCCUGGUGGACAGAAGGUACUUAAACACUUAGCUGGUGAAGAUGUUGAUGAUUAUAUGAAUGGUACUAAGCGUAUCCUUGGUGUUAAACAUGUACAUUCAGCAGCUGCAUAUCGGAUGCUAGGAAAGUAUGCCAUCGGCAAUUGCUAUGAGGGAGACGACGAGUUGCUAUUUGAUAAACCGAUUUUAAGUAAAGUUGGCUACUUGGGUGAUCGAUAUUGGACAUGGAUCCAUCAACCAUAUGAUGGGACACUAAGGUUGUUCGAAUCAGAUAUUUUGGAAAAUAUGACUAGAACAAGUUGGUGGGUGGUGCCACUUGUGUGGUUGCCUUUGGUGAUCAUCUUUACAUUACGCGCUUUUUCGAUGAUUUUCCAGAGCUAUGGAUUUUUAUACGGUCUUAUUAUUUGGACAGUCCUUUUCACAUUAGGUGUUCUUGCAUGGACUCUUCUGGAAUAUCUUCUUCAUCGUUUUGCUUUCCACUGGAAGCCUAAUCCGGAAUCACGCUUCCAAAUUAUUUUGCAUUUCCUGCUACACGGUUUGCAUCAUAAAACGCCAAUGGAUGGUGAUCGUUUGGUUUUCCCGCCAGUGCCAGCAGCUCCAAUUGUUGCAUUUUUUUAUUAUUUAUAUACUUCGUUACUUCCAUUCGACUUAUUUUGUUGUUUUGGAGCUGGUAAACUGUUUGGUUAUAUCAUUUACGAUUGUUCACAUUACUAUUUUCAUCAUGCCGAUCCGUUACCAGGAACAAAUCUACACUUUCGGAAAGUCUAUCAUAAUAAUCACCAUUUCAAGCAUUUCGAUCUAGCUUUUGGGAUAUCGACUGUUUUAUGGGAUUAUGUUUUUAACACAGUUGGCGCAGGGCCACUAUGAUGGAGUUCCAUUAUUUCACAUUAGUCGUUGAACUUUUCCGCAUUCGGGUAUUAUUUUUAAACACUUUUCGCUUGAUAUUCAAAUACAUAUCCAGCUUUAUU